Messenger RNA from Coregonus clupeaformis (lake whitefish), 2307 nucleotides. Its product is annotated as guanine nucleotide-binding protein G(i) subunit alpha-2. Gene Ontology annotation, cellular component: heterotrimeric G-protein complex. Lineage: Eukaryota; Metazoa; Chordata; Actinopteri; Salmoniformes; Salmonidae. Bases 764 to 1831 code for a protein of 355 amino acids. Gene Ontology annotation, molecular function: G-protein beta/gamma-subunit complex binding; GTP binding; G protein-coupled receptor binding. The record is from RefSeq and is a predicted model, not a curated record. Gene Ontology annotation, biological process: adenylate cyclase-modulating G protein-coupled receptor signaling pathway; gamma-aminobutyric acid signaling pathway. The transcript has 9 exons.
AGGUACCCAGAAAUGAUUUGAUAUUGAGAUAAAACGGCUGCAUUGGACCUUUACAUACAGUAGUCCUAUUGCAUUUCUGCAGAAAACUUCACAACGGGUGGUGAGACAAUAAGAAUUGUGAAAGAUCUACGACGUCACAUAUCAACUGUGAGCAGAAAGGGUGCCAACAAAUCCCGGUAGAAAGCAGGCGGCAGGUUGGCAGCUGAAGUGCACCAGCAGUUUCUCCAGAUUUCAACUGGAUAGCUAUGUUUACUUGAUUGCGCGGUUGAUUCUGAGAGCGCAGUCGCUCGCCCAUGUGAUUGGAUUCCACCUUACCUUCACUUGGUCGGAAGAAACGAAGGAACGAGGAAUAAUAUUGACUAGAUCGUUGCGGCUGUCAGAUUUGAUCAUAUUGAUUAUAAACGGCCAACACUACAUAAACAAUUCGCUUAGCCAGUCGAGAUUUGACUGCAACUUUCUGCGGCAUUCUUUGACCUCCAAGAAGAUUGCUCUUCGGCCCACAGGACAUAUUGAUGGAACAUUAGUUUACAUCACUCAGAAUAACGCAACCGAGGACUGACAUUUUUCUGGACAUUUUAUGCGUGCCAUAAAACUAGACAUCCUCUAGUUAGUAUUGCAAAAUUCGCACGCGCGCGUCUCGUGAACCGGCGGGGAAGUAUUUUGGUUAACCGUUUCUCUUGUGUGGGCAUAUCAAACAGACGUCAAGACGAAGUCGUUCAAGAAUCCUUGCGCCGGCCGUCAGUGCGCGCGUGCUUUUGGAAACAUGGGUUGUACAUUAAGUGCAGAAGAUAAAGCUGCGGCGGAGAGAUCAAAGAUGAUUGAUAAAAAUCUCCGCGAGGAUGGAGAGAAGGCAGCAAGGGAGGUAAAACUGCUCUUACUAGGUGCAGGGGAGUCGGGGAAGAGCACCAUUGUCAAGCAGAUGAAGAUUAUCCAUGAGGAUGGCUACUCAGAAGAUGAGUGUAAGCAGUACAUAGCUGUGGUCUACAGCAACACCAUCCAGUCCAUCAUGGCUAUCAUCAAGGCCAUGGGCAACCUCAAGAUCGACUACACAGAAGCCGCCAGAGAGGAUGACGCCCGCCAGCUCUUUUCCCUGUCGGCUGCUGCUGAGGAGCAGGGCAUCCUGCCCGAUGACCUGUCCAAAGUGAUCCGCCGCCUGUGGUCCGACAGCGGGGUGCAGAGCUGCUUCACACGUUCCCGAGAAUACCAGCUCAAUGACUCAGCGGCAUACUACCUGAAUGAAAUGGAGAGGAUAGCCAAAUCAGACUACAUCCCCACACAGCAGGAUGUGCUGCGGACCAGAGUCAAGACCACCGGCAUCGUGGAGACACACUUCACCUUCAAAGACCUGCACUUCAAGAUGUUUGACGUGGGCGGCCAACGCUCAGAGAGGAAGAAGUGGAUCCAUUGUUUUGAAGGAGUCACAUCCAUCAUAUUCUGUGUGGCGCUGAGUGCUUAUGACCUGGUGCUAGCUGAGGAUGAGGAGAUGAACCGGAUGCAUGAGAGCAUGAAGCUGUUUGACUCCAUCUGCAACAACAAGUGGUUCACAGAGACCUCCAUCAUCCUCUUCCUCAACAAGAAGGAUCUGUUUGAGGAGAAGAUUACAUGCAGCCCCUUGUCUAUUUGCUACCCCGAGUACACAGGAGCCAACAAAUACGACGAGGCAGCGAGUUAUAUCCAGACUAAGUUUGAGGACCUGAACAAGAAGAAGGACACGAAGGAGAUCUAUACCCACUUCACCUGCGCCACCGACACCAAGAAUGUCCAGUUUGUCUUUGACGCCGUCACCGACGUCAUCAUCAAGAACAACCUGAAGGACUGUGGUCUCUUCUAAAGGCGGGGCGAGGGGAGGCAGGCCAGAGGAGGAGCUAAGGAGUGCUUGUAGAACGAGCCUGCUGCUUGGGGGAUAGAGUGGACAGACAAACCUCCAUCACAGACAGACUGUACUGGCCCUGAAAACUCCUGCUUUUCUAUAUGGAAACAAACAUAACAAACUGAGAACUUGGGAGAAAAAGCCUUGCAGAAUUAUUCCAACGAUCACUUAUUUUCAACUGUCAUGUCCUCCUCUCCCUCUUGUGGUUUUUGUGUUUGUUUGUUUAUUUUCGUUAUAUGUUAGAUAUUUAAUAUGAUAGGGGUCUCUUUUUUGAUUGAUAUCUGCCAAGUCUGAAUUUGAUCUCAGAUAUAUUAUUUUUUUGCUUCUUUCUUUGUUGUUUAUAAGUAUUAUCCAAGGUUAGAAAAAUAUAGUUAUAUUUUUUUUGAUAAAUACACUACCAGUCAAAAGUUUGGACACACCUACUAAUUCAAGGGUUU